AAAAUUUUUUAUUUGUAUUAAUAGUCAUGGUAACAAAUUUCUGUGUACAUAUUUGUCAAUAAAACUUCGUUCGUUUUCGGUUUAUUUAAUGCAAAUAGUUGAGUAAAUAAAAAUAAUAUAUCAUGUGUUUUAUUUACAUGCAAGAAUCGCAACUGGUAUGCCUUGUAGUAGUCAAACCAUAUAUUUUUCUAACUAGCAAAUUUAUUUUACGAGCAAUCUUUGUACAUUUGACAUUUUACAUUGACUGGCAAUCAAUCGAAGCACGAUAUUUUAAAUGUUCGCGCCUGAAAGGUUAUUGCCUUCACCGGAGUCUGCGCAAAAGCAAGAUUUAGCACUUAGACGGAAAACGUUGCUUGUUGCUUUCUCGAACAUCGACAAUCUCCCGAUCGGUCGUGAAACGGCUAAGUUAUAACUUAGUUGUGCAGUCUGUACCGGAAUGGAAGUCGAAAACUCUGUUACUGAAGAAGGAACAAGCCCGGCAAACAAAGGGGAAAACGGUGAUUCAAGCCAUGUGAAUGGCCUGAACGGGUAUUCCGAGAAGCAUAAAAGUAACAAAUCCGAGCACAAAGAUAAAGAUAGGCAUAGGGAUAAAGAUAGGGAGAGAGAUAAAGAUAAGAACCGAAGUAAAGAUCAUAAGAGCUCAAAUAGGGACAAAGAUAAAGACAGGCAUCACAGCAGCUCUAAGGAUAAAGAUCGCCACAGCAGUUCUCACAAAUCUUCAAGCAAAGAUAAAGAACGUAGUGACAAGGAUAAGGAUAGGGAACGCAGUGAAAAAGACAGACAUAGAGACAAGGAUAAAGACCGCCACAGAGAUGAUAAAAAAUCGUCCAAAGACAAAGAUAGGGACCAUAAAAGCUCACAAGAUAAAGACCACAAAAGCAGCUCUAGAGAUAAAGAAAGAGAUAGGGACAAGGAUAAAGAAAAAAGAGAUAAAGAUAGGGAAAGAGAUAAAGACCGGGAUAAGCAUAAAAACAGGGAUAAGGACAAGGAAAAGGAAAAAGACCGGCAUAGCGGUUCUAAGGAGAAGGAUAAGCACAGAAGCAAGGAUCGCGAUAAAGACAGGCAUCAUUCCAGCUCCAAAGAUAAGGACAAGGAUAGAAAAGAUAAAGAAAGAAAAACUGAAAAAGAAAAAAAUUCAGAAGAAGAUUCCAAGGUGAAACCAACCCCCGCAGAGGAGCCUAAAGUAAACAAAAAAGAAAUAAUAGAAAUAAACUUGAAGGAAGAAGCUAAUCUGAGUACAGAUGAUGAUGAUGACAAGCUUGUUAUCAAGGAUGAACCAAGUAGUCAGGAUGAGGCAGACGAGCCUAUUCAAGCUGAUGUUUCAGCAGCAAGUAGCUGUGACUAUAAUUUGUCUCAUUUCAAGAAAAAUGAAUCUGUUUUUUCUGAAAAUGAAGAGAGCGAAUCACAAACUGAAAUAAAAGUGGAAGUUAAAGAGGAGGAAGAUAGUGAUGAAGAUAUGCCAUUGUCAGCUAGAGUUAGCAGCAAUAAGAGAAAGUUAGAAGAUGAUGAUGAUGAAGAAGACGACGAUAUCCCUUUGGCCGCUAGAAAAAAACCGAAAAUAGAGAAGAAAAUCAAAAAGGAAAAGAAGAAAAAGAGAAGCUUCGAUGAUGAAGAAGAAGAGGAAGACUUUAAACCCGAAAAAAAACCGAAAGUGAAAAAGGAAAAGGAUAAGAAGAAAAUUAAAAAAGAAGUCUCUCAACCGGAAAGUCCUGUUAAAGGCGGUAGAAAAAAGAAAGAAGAAGAAGAGGUCGAAGUCUGGAAGUGGUGGGAAGAAGAAAAGAAAGAUGAAGGUGUUAAAUGGAAAUUCCUGGAACACAAGGGUCCUGUUUUUGCUCCACCUUAUGAACCCCUACCAAAAAGUGUCAAAUUUAAAUAUAAUGGAAAGGUGGUGGAACUUUCCCCAGAAGCCGAAGAAGUUGCUGGUUUCUAUGGUAAAAUGUUGGAUCAUGACUACACAACCAAAGACGUAUUUAACAAGAACUUUUUCAAAGACUGGAGAAAGGUAAUGAACGAGGAGGAACGGGAACUAAUAACAGAUUUACAAAAAUGCGAUUUCAAUCAAAUGAAUGCCUACUAUAAGGAAGUGUCAGAAAAGAACAAAAACAGAUCUAAAGAGGAAAAGAAAGAACUCAAAGAGAAGAAUGAAGCUUUAAUAAAAGAGUAUGGUUUUUGCAUUAUUGAUGGACACAAAGAAAAGAUUGGUAACUUCAGAUUGGAACCUCCAGGUCUUUUUAGAGGUAGAGGUGAACACCCAAAGAUGGGCAAACUAAAGAAACGUCUGAACGCCGAAGAUAUAAUCAUCAACUGCAGCCAGGAUUCCAAUAUACCAAAACCUCCUUCUGGUCACAAAUGGAAGGAAGUGCGGCACUCGAACACGGUCACUUGGCUCGCAUCUUGGACGGAAAAUGUUCAAAAUCAAGUCAAGUAUAUCAUGUUAAAUCCGAGUUCUAAAUUGAAGGGAGAAAAGGAUUGGCAGAAAUACGAAAAUGCGAGAAGGUUGCAUAAGUGCAUUAAUAAGAUAAGAGAUGAUUAUCAAAAGGAUUGGAAAUCUAAAGAGAUGAAAAUUAGGCAAAGAGCUGUAGCCAUGUACUUUAUUGAUAAAUUGGCAUUGAGAGCUGGUAAUGAAAAAGAUGAAGAUCAAGCUGAUACUGUAGGUUGCUGUUCUCUUAGAGUAGAGCAUAUUGAGUUACACGAAAAGAAAGAUGACAAAGAAUAUGUUGUCGUCUUUGAUUUUCUUGGUAAAGAUUCCAUUAGAUAUUACAAUGAGGUGCCUGUUGAAAAGCGGGUUUUUAAAAAUCUUACACUCUUUAUGGAAAACAAAAAAGGUGGAGACGAUCUCUUUGAUAGACUUAACACUAUGAUUUUGAACAAACAUCUGUCAGAUUUAAUGCCGAAUCUAACUGCAAAGGUUUUCCGUACAUAUAACGCCUCUUGGACAUUACAACAACAACUAGACAAGCUAACUAAUGAAGAUGAUUCGGAGGCGGAAAAAAUUCUGUCCUACAAUAGAGCAAACAGAGCGGUGGCUAUUCUGUGUAACCAUCAGCGGUCUGUACCGAAAGGCCAUGAAAAGUCUAUGGAAAAACUGAAGGAGAAAAUCGACUCUAAGAGAGACGCCAUUAAGGAUGCCGAGAGACAGGUAAAAGAUGCUGUAAGAGAAGCCAAACAUGGCAGUGUAAAAGAGAAAUUUGUCGCCGAUAAGAAGAAAAAGCUUCUUCAACGUCUAAAAGAGCAAUUAGCCAAGCUGGAAAUUCAAGAAACCGAUCGUGACGAAAACAAGACGAUAGCUCUGGGCACAUCUAAAUUGAACUAUCUAGAUCCCAGAAUUAGCGUGGCUUGGUGCAAGAAAUAUGACGUUCCCAUUGAGAAGAUUUACAACAAGACCCAAAGGGACAAGUUUAGGUGGGCAAUUGACAUGGCUGGGCCUGAGUAUCGAUUUUAAAAUGAUAUAUAGAGAGUAGUGUGUGUAGGAAAAAUGUAAUUGUGUGCUCGGAAAACAUGUAUAGGUAUUUUCUUUGGUGUUGUAUUGGGUUCUUUAUAAUUUUACUUUUUUUCAAUACGUUUACGUUUUAGAUGUUUUACAAAAAAAUAAAUUGUUUUGAAGUUUCCCAUUUUAAAGUAAGGAUGUAGAAAUAAGGAAUAUUUCAAAUGCAAUCAUCUUUUAUUUUAAAUAUUAAGUACUUUAUGAUUUUGUUUGUACUACUCUACGUCGCCAAAGAAAACUGCUUCUGGUCUGAGUCAUUCCCAAUGAAAAGUGGGCGGUUUUACCAACCAGUAUCAUGGACAUUAUUAUAUAUUUAUAUAACUUUUUGAAUAUUGAAAAACUGGCUGUUGAAAGUUUCCGAAAGAGCACUACAGAAUAUUUCACCCUAUAUUUUUUAAGAUUAAAUUAUUAGUGAAUUUUAAAUUUUUACUUAGUGAAAUUUUCUUUUUUUUUUUAUUAAUUGUGUAAAUGUAAGGGAGGUAUUAAAUAUCUAUGUGCAGAUAUUGUAUCGUUUUUUGCAUUGGACUUGGGCGUCGACUUUCUUUUUCCCGCAACGAAAAUAAUUUGACUUUUUAUUACUUUAUUUACUGCACAUAUCAGCUUUGUAUUACAGAGUGAAAAAAAAAAUAGUUAUUAAGAAGCUACAGAUGAACUAUAUGAUAUAUUUUUAUAAUUUUAAUUUUACAGACUGUCUCGAAAACACAUAUGAAUAGCGAAAUCGCAACAUAAUUCUUUUUGUUUUCCUUUUAGAAACAAAAAAAAUGUCCACUAAACAAUACAUCAUGAUCGAUAGUUGAUUUGUAUAAAAAUGAAAUUUUCAUAAUAUUCAGUAUAGUAUAAUUUUAUGUAAAAUCUGUAAUUAUUCGGUAAUAUUUAAUGUUUUAUUGAAAGUCUACGUUCAUUGUGUUCUUUGCUAACUUUUCUCAGUUGUCAAUGUUCAAGGCGACUUAGCAAAUCUGUAUAUUACAGAUUUUAUAAAUAAAAGA
Messenger RNA from Psylliodes chrysocephalus, 4470 nucleotides. NCBI's taxonomy places the organism in Eukaryota, Metazoa, Arthropoda, Insecta, Coleoptera, Chrysomelidae. The record is from the annotation of a GenBank genome assembly.